GGUACCUUCAGGCAGUUCCUUUUUUCGUUUUAAACCAAAAACGAAAAAACUGUAUUUCUUCUUACUUACUUUCUUACUUACUCUGUUAAGUUAAACUCCUUAUCCGAGAGACACUCUGGGCCACAUAUGGAGAAAAAGAACUGUCCCUGGCUCUACAAGUUGCAGAGGCUGAGUGCAAGAAAGUCUCCUCCAAUCAGCCAGACACAACUCUGGAGGCAUAUGAGUUUAUGCUGACCCACUUAGAGAAGGUGGUGCACAAAGCAAAAGAAGCGCACCAGAACUGGAACCGCUGGGCUCCACCUGCCGAGCAAAAAAACUUUGAUUGGCGUAUAAGAGCGCUCGAGAUGCACUUUCCCGAGCUGGUGUCACAGAAGGCGGCCCUCAUCAAAGCAGCAAGUAUAAAGACAGACACUGGACAAGAACCCAUCUCAGUCCGCAGCUUAGCCCCAGUGGCAGCGAUAAAGCUAAAAGCCACAGCCCUACCAAAGUUUGCUGGCAACCAGCGUGACUACUACAGAUGGAGGAAAGAAUGGGAGGCUCUGCAGAAGCAAGGUGAACCGACCGGCUCCAAAGAGGUGAAGAAAUUUCAGCUGCUCGAUAGCCUCGACGAGAAAGUGGCCAGAGAUCUACGCCUGUCAUCAUACAGCUCAUCAGACGAGAUCUUCAGAGUCCUGGAGAACCGGUUUGGGAACCAAGCCACCAUCGCUCUCAAAAUCGUCGAGGAGCUACAAGCAACUCCACCAGUCAGGAGCAGCCAUCCAAGGAGAAUCAUAGAGCUCAUCCAAACUGUGGAAAAGGCCCUCUAUGAUUUGAAUGAACUGGGCAAUGCAGACGCCAUAAAGAACCCACUAGUGACUAAAUCCAUCGAGGGCAAGCUCCCAGAGACUCUGAGGAAAGACUGGCUCACCUAUGCUGCUGACGAGGGAAACACUGUUAACCACCAGAACCGCUUCGACAAGCUCAUCACGUUCCUGAAGUCACAAGAAUCCAUAUAUGAACAACUAGAUCAGCUGAGAGAUGUCAUCGAACCCGCCAAGGAGAAGACCAAGUUCCUAAAGUACACCAGAACAAAGACAACCAAGUCCAGCAGUGAAAUGGGCUGCAUCAUUUGCGGUGACCCAAAGCACAGAAAGAAACUAUUUUUCUGCAGAAGGUUUAGGACCAACCUAAAGCCAUCGGAGAAGAGGGACGCAGCACAACAGCUUGGUGCCUGCAAGAGAUGCCUUGAAGUCCACAACGGCGACUACUGCAGAAACACUACUUACCUGUGCGGGAAUCCAGAGUGCAAAGACCAGCACCACUAUCUUCUCUGUCCAGUUGCCAGACCCCAGUCCCAAAGAACACCCAAAUCCGGUCCAGGAAAAGCUGAGGGAAAAAGAUACACAGAAGCCCAAGAAGAGUUCCUCUCCAAACUUCCACCUGAGCUGGCACAGCAGUGUCGACACGCCUUCUGCAAUGUCACAUCCAGAGCAUACAACUCCACUGCAGCUAAGAGAGGCCUUCUGGAGGAAAACAGCUUAAACGAGUACCCAGUGAUCCUGAUGCUCCUUGACGUCACUGCCAACGAUGGACAAAGAAUCGGAACCCUCAUUGACCUGGCAUCAGACACGAACUAUAUAACACAUAGAGCUGCAAGCAAGUUGAACCUUAAGAGUGAAGACGUGACACUGGUGGUUUACGGCGUUGGAGGGAUGAAGGUGUCUGUGGCAACUAAGCGCUACCUCCUCAAGAUACGUGUCAACACUCCAAGAGGGACUCUCAAGUCACAUCAACUGAUCUGCUAUGGACUUGAUAAAAUUGCAGAAGUUCACAGACAUGUUCCAGUUGCCAAGUUACAGAAGAUCUUCCACAGCCCUGAACCACACUGGCACGCCAAGUAUCCGUGGACAGAAGAUCCAGUAUCUCUACCCGACAACAAGAGAGCAGUUGAAGCCACAUUUCUCAGAACAGAGAAGCAGCUGGCGAAAGAACCAGAUUGGAAGACAGCCUAUGCUUCACAAGUCCAUGAAAUGGUUAAUCGCAAAGCUGCAGUGGAACUGUCCAAAGAAGUUCUGCAGAGCUGGACCGGGCCAGUGUGGUACAUAAGUCACCUUAUCGCACCAAAUCCACAUUCAGUCUCCACCCCAGUAAGGCUAGUAUGGAACAACAGCCAGAAGUACAGAGGCCUGAGCUUGAACGACAUACUGAUCAAAGGUCCUGAUGUCCUGAACCCGAUCAGAGCGGUCCUGCUGAGGUUCCGAGCUGGUGUCGUUGCUGCCCUUGGUGACAUCCGCAAGAUGUAUAACUCUGUCUGGUUGGAGGAGAGAGAGGUCCACCUGCACAGGUUCCUGUGGCACGACACUGAAGAUGGCGAAAUAGAAGAGUUCGCCAUAACAAGAGUCAACAUCGGAGACAAACCUGCUGGUUGCAUAGCCCAAGUCGCCAUGCGAGAGACUUGCCUCCAUUCAGCCACUUUGAAGAAGAGAAACGUGUGCUGGAGGAAGACGCAUACGUCGAUGACAUCCUGACCUCUCACAACAACCUCGACCACCUGAAACUCCUCAUGUUCAACAUCGAGCAGAUCCUUAAAGCUGGAGGAUUCUUCAUGAAGCCCUGGGUCUACUCCGAUCAAAGUGGGAGGAAAGGUCCGAGAGGUGAGAAGAUGGAGUCAAAGACCAUGAUCCUGCCGAACCAGCUCACUGAAGAGGAUAACAAAGCCCUCGGCCUUGGUUACACCAUUGAAGAUGACAAGCUACAUGUCAUGGUUGCAGUGAACUUCUCCAAGAAGAAGAGAAAAAUGCGCCUUGGUCAGGACUUACUGAGAGAAGAAGUAAGAAGACAAACCCCAGAUCCACUCACCAGAAGAGAGGUGUUAAGCCAAGUCUCUGGUCUCUAUGAUCCACUCGGCCUUGUGGCUCCUGCAAAACAGAAGGGAGCCAUCCUGAUCCGAAGAGCUUUUCAA
Epinephelus moara (kelp grouper) is the source of this 2941-nucleotide messenger RNA. RefSeq lists its product as uncharacterized. Bases 228 to 2507 code for a protein of 759 amino acids. The transcript is spliced from 2 exons. The record is from RefSeq and is a predicted model, not a curated record. Lineage: Eukaryota; Metazoa; Chordata; Actinopteri; Perciformes; Serranidae.